CUCUCCGGGAAGUCGGCGUCCCGGGCAAAGCGCACCUGGCGCGCGCCUCCUCCAGGCUCCCCGCUGUCGGCCCCGGGCGAGCCGGCGGGGUUCUUGGGAGGCAGCGCGCGGCGGGCUCGGGAACGGCCCCUCUCAUGGGUCCCCGGCAGCGGAGCACCGAGCGGAGGGGCGCGGACCGCAGUUAUAUCAACAUGCCCUCUUUCCUGUUGCUGGAAGCCAUCUGCAUUUUCCUGUUUGCCGAAGUGCCCCCAUCCCUCCCUCUUCAGGAAGUCCACGUGAGCAAGGAGACCAUUGGGAAGAUUUCAGUCGCCAGCAAAAUGAUGUGGUGCUUGGCUACGGCAGACAUCCUGUUUCUUUUAUCGACGGCUCACAGCAUUGGGAAAGGGAGCUUUGAAAGGUCCAAGCACUUUGCCAUCAUGGUCUGUAAUGCUCUGGACAUCAACCCCAGGAGGGUCAGGGUGGGAGCGGCCCAGUUCAGUUCCGCCCCUCGUCUGGAAUUCCCCAUGAAUGCAUUUUCAACCCAACAGGAAGUGAAGGCAAGAAUCAAGAGGAUGGUUUUCAAAGGAGGACGUACAGAGACAGGCCUUGCUCUGAAAUACCUUCUGCGUAAAGGAUUCCCUGGGGGCAGAAAUGCCUCUGUGCCCCAGGUCCUCAUCACUGUCACCGACGGGAGGUCCCAAGGGCAUGUGGCCCCGCCAGCCAAGCAGCUGAAGCAAAGGGGCGUCACCGUGUUUGCUGUGGGGGUCUGCUUCCCAGGGUGGGAGGAGCCGCGCACGCUGGCCAGCGAGCCAAGGGGGCAGCACGUGCUGAUGGCCGAGCAGCUGGGGGACGCCGCCCACGGCCUCUCCAGCACCCUCAGCGGCUCUGCCACGUGCACCAUUGCCUUUCCGGACUGCAAGGUCCAGCCUCAGCCCUGUGAGCGCAGGACGCUGGAGAUGGUCAGGCAGCUUGCCGGCCAGGCCCCGUGCUGGAGGGGAUCUCGGGGGACCAAGGCCGUGCUGGCUGCGCUCUGUCCCUUUUCCAGCUGGAAGAGAGUGUUCUUAACCCACCCUGCCACCUGCUACAGGACCACCCGCCCAGGCCCCUGUGACUCGCAGCCCUGCCAGAAUGGAGGCACGUGUGUUCCAGAAGGACUGGACAGGUACCACUGCCUCUGCCUGCCGGCCUUUGGAGGGGAGGCUGACUGCGCCCCGAAGCUGAGCCUGGAGUGCAGAGCCGACGUGCUCUUCCCGCUGGCCGGCUCAGUGGCUGCCACCCCGGAGGGCUUCCUGCGGGCCAAGGCCUCCGUGAAGCGGUUCGUGCCGGCGGCGCUGAGCGAGGACUCCCGGGCACGCAUGGGCGUGGCCCACUACGGCGCCGAGCUGGCCGUGGCCAUGACUGUGGGCGAGUACCGGGACGCGGACCUGGUCGGGAGCCUUGACGACCUGCCCUUCGGUGGUGGUGCCGCCCUGACAGAACGGGCCCUGCGGUAGGCGGCGGAGCGCUGCUCCCGGAACGGGCCUACCGGCCCUGCCAGGGCUGUGGUCCUGAUGACCGAGGCGCGCUCUCAGGACCAGGUGCCCGGCCCGGCGCGUUUCGCCAGGGCCCGGGAGCUGCUCCUGCUGGGCGUGGGCAGCAAGGCCGUGCGGGCGGAGCUGGAGGAGGUCACGGGCAGCCCGGAGCACGUCAUGAUCUACGCCGGCCCGCAGGACCUGUUCGGCCAAAUCCCGAAGCUGCGGGGAAAGCGGUGCAGCCAGCAGCGCCCAGGCUGCCAGGGCCAGUCGCUGGACCUGGUCUUCAUGUUGGCCUCGGCCUCUGUGGGGCCCGAGGACUUCGCCCAGAUGCAGAGCUUCGUGAGAAGCUGUGCCCUCCGGUUUGACGUGAGCCCUGACGUGACACAGAUUGGCCUGGUGGUGUAUGGCGGCCGGGUCCAGACAGCCUUUGGGCUGGACCCCCGCACUGUAGCACUGCAGGCCAGGAGCCAGGCCCCCUACCUGGGUGGGGUGGGCUCGGCAGGCAUGGCCUUGCUGCACAUCUGUGACAAGGUGAUGACGGUCCGGAGGGGCGCCCGGCCUGGUGUCCCCAAGGCUGCAGUGGUGGUCACGUGUGGGAGGGCAGAGGACGUGGCCGUCCCUGCCCAGAAGCUUAGGGACAGCGGCGUCUCUGUCUUGGUGAUGGGCAUGGGGCCCGUCCUGAGGGAGGCACUGUGGAGGGUCACAGGUCCCUGGGACUCCUUGGUCCACGUGGCAGCCUACGCAGACCUGAGGCACCACCAGGACAUGUUCAUCGAGUGGAUAUGCAGAGAAGCCAAGCGGCCAGUUAACCUCUGCACACCCAGUCUGUGCAUGAGCGAGGGCACCUGCGUCCUGCACAACGGGAGCUACCGCUGCGAGUGCCGGGAUGGCCGGGAGGGCCCGCACUGUGAGAGCCGUGAGUGGGGCGCCUGUGUGCACUCGGGAGCUGGGGUGCUGUUCUGAGUCCUGAGCCCCAGGGCCACAGCCAAAGGAGGCUCUAGGGCAUCAGUGGAAGGAAUCAAUCAUUUGUUCGUUCAUGCAGGAAACAUUUAGUGGGUGCCUCCUACAUCCCAGGUGCCAUUCUAGGUGCGGGGAACAGAGCAGGAAGCAGGACAGAG
This is a messenger RNA of Balaenoptera musculus (blue whale), 2611 nucleotides long. RefSeq names its product von Willebrand factor A domain containing 2 (gene VWA2). The record is from RefSeq and is a predicted model, not a curated record. Gene Ontology annotation, biological process: calcium-independent cell-matrix adhesion. Lineage: Eukaryota; Metazoa; Chordata; Mammalia; Artiodactyla; Balaenopteridae. Gene Ontology annotation, molecular function: calcium ion binding. Gene Ontology annotation, cellular component: basement membrane.